CAAAGAAAAAUCUGCAGGAUACCAUGAACCACUACUACACCAUUGCAAGUGGAAAAGCAACAAAAGAAGACUUUGAUUUACCAAUACUUCAUCGCUGCCUCAGCCAUGUCAUGAAGAAUGCCAAAGACAUGUGCAAGAAGUACGCACCAAACCACUACCACCUCUCUAUGCAUGUGUUUGGGCUCUUCACAACAGCCAGUUCUUUGCGAGAAUUGGAUGACAUGGUGGAAAGUGCUGCUGUAGUGUUUUCCAGUCCAUACAGUGGGCCCAGUGUUGAAAAACAUUUCAAUAAUUUGCAGUGUUGGCUGCAAAAUAAAGGGUUCCAUCUGGAUGAGACGGCUGUGUACCACAAUCAAAAACGUGCUGAAGACACACAGUUUAUCAAGGGGAGCAACAACUUUGGCAGACAUUUCAAGGAAGUAAUUUCACAAGCUCCACUUGAUAUGGAGAAUGGGGAACCCAACCUGUAUUUCUGCAAAGGUCUCGUGUCCCACAUUUCGAAGUUCCUUCUCCCAUAUGCUGCAUUGUGGACUGGCAUAAUGCUAGGUGACCUUGGACGACACGGAACAGGACAUGUAUACAAGGAGUAUACAAAGAGAUACAGAGUCCUGAAACAAAUAAAAAAACAAAACAUAACAGAAGACAAUAAAACUCAAGGAAUAAUGGAAAAGAGCCAGUGGGACCUAAAACAUAUCCGUUUUAGGGGAUGCAGGCUCACCAGAUUGGAUGACUUUGUUGUGAAGUACCAAGCAGCCCACACUGCUCUGCUGAAGGAGUAUGAGGACAGUAAACGGGUCCUUAAAAAAAAGACAUACAGAGUGCAACUUGAGAAAUGGAAAGAGCGUCAGCAGAAAAAGAGGGGGAGAUACACGUCUCCAAUACGCAAGCCAUUCACUUUUAAAAGUGCUAUCAGAAAGGAUGAUUCCCCAGUGUCUAAGACUUCCAUUGGAAAAGCCCAAAAGAAGAGGCAGAUGAAAGGCGAGAAAAAGCCAGAGAAGAGCCCAGAAGAACAGCUCAUCUUCUUGUGGAAAAAAAAAGAGACAGAGGUUGUGGUGUCUGUAAUUCAAUCCCAGAUCAAAGGGAACAAUUUCAUCAUCCACCACAGUGAGCUGCUUUCACUCCAACCUCAUCAGUGGAUUACAGGGGAGGUGAACUUCGACAAUUACCAGACAAUUGUCUCAUUUGUAAAUAUAGAAAACAGCCAUUGGAGGUUUCUGUACAUUAACACUGUCAACCAGACUGUAUAUCUGGUCGAUCCUGCCAAAAGCUUUACAGAGCAAGUGGAUUCAAACAAAGCAGCCAAAAAGUUCAGUGAGUACCUGAAAAUAAGAAGAACAUGCUACGGAAAAACAGAAUGGGUGGACAUGAAGUGGAAGGGAGGAGUUCUGACCCAUCCAGUUCAGCAAGAUGGUAGUAGCUGUGGUGUUAUUGUCAUCAAGAUGGCAAGGGCAGUGAUGGAGGCCUUUCCAGCUGUUCCAGAAAUUUACUUCGACACAUCCAAAACCGAAAUGGCCAAAGAGAGAAAGACAAUGGCUCUACAAAUCUUACAGGAAUCAGGGUUUGAUUCAGAAAAUAACUGUUCCAUGUGUUCCAUGGCAAAACCCCCUGGAUCUGGGCCACCAAUGACAAACUGGAUCCAGUGUGACACGUGUUUUCGUUGGUUCCAUGAGCUCUGCCUAAAUAUGGACACCGAGAAACUCAUUCAAGCCAGGGCAAGCAUUUGGAACUGCUGCUUAUGUGUAGUGUAAAAAACUCCAGUCCAAAUAUGGAUAUGUACAUAUGUAUGUAUGCAUUUAUUUUUUGUAUGUAUGUAUAUAUAAUUUGUAUGUAUACUUUCUGUAAAUAUUUGUAAGUAUUAUGUACAUAUGUUAUACAUUUGACAUUUAUUAUUGAUAAAAAAAUUAUA
Messenger RNA from Astyanax mexicanus (Mexican tetra), 1906 nucleotides. RefSeq lists its product as uncharacterized. The transcript has 14 exons. Gene Ontology annotation, molecular function: cysteine-type peptidase activity. Gene Ontology annotation, biological process: proteolysis. The record is from RefSeq and is a predicted model, not a curated record. Bases 24 to 1748 code for a protein of 574 amino acids. NCBI's taxonomy places the organism in Eukaryota, Metazoa, Chordata, Actinopteri, Characiformes, Acestrorhamphidae.